Cydia pomonella (codling moth) is the source of this 1095-nucleotide messenger RNA. RefSeq lists its product as uncharacterized. Bases 5 to 472 code for a protein of 155 amino acids. The record is from RefSeq and is a predicted model, not a curated record. The transcript is spliced from 3 exons. NCBI's taxonomy places the organism in Eukaryota, Metazoa, Arthropoda, Insecta, Lepidoptera, Tortricidae.
CAAAAUGGCCGCCGAGGAAAUACAAAAAGAAAUACGUCAGUUCCACGAGAACUGUAAACUGUAUUUACAAAAUGAAUCAGUGGAUUUUGACGCGAGUGAAUGCUUUAGAAGAAGCUACCAGAAGGAGUUCUUAGGGGUUGUGACGAUGAUAUUAAAUAAACACGCGCAUGGGACGUAUAAGUUUACGGAAGAGAUGACAUCGUUGAUUCUAGAAAAGAUCGCCGGGGAAUCAUCCGACAACAAACUAGACAUAUCAAAAUUGCUGCAAUUCCUCAAGAAAGCUUUAACUUUGCACAAAACGGUGGCCCACGCGGAGGUUAUCACCCUGCAGUCGAAGCACUGCCUGUCGACCAGCGUCCCGGGCUGUUACUGUAGGUCUGGAUUUGUCGAGCAAUCCGGCCAGUGCGUCCAACCUAACGACUGUUUGACGGAAGAAGAUUUAAAAUACAUAUCCCGAGUAAAUAUAUUAUAGUAUACAAUAAACCAUUUUACACGAAUAAUCAGUAAAUCACAACCUUCCUAGCCAAAUAAGCCUCCUAAAGCUAUACCGGGCGCAAAGGUGCCCAUAACGCGACAGGCGUCUUUAUAGUUUUAAAACCGACUAGCCCGGUUUUCUUACGUGUUUCCUUCAGCAAAAAGCGACUGGUAAGUAUGAAUUGAUAUUUCGUACAUAAGUUCCGUUAAACUCAUCGGUAUUGUUCAGAAUAAUCCCUGCCGCUUCUUUCCGCUAGCGCCCUACGCGACAACAUUUCCAUCUUCACCACUUAUAUGGUUGGCAGUCCUCAACUGUGCAUUUCUCCAGGAACUUUCUGCCUCGCACAGCUUAACUGUCGAACUGUCGCCUGCUGUAUUUCCGGACUUUAAGAAAUGAGCGUACUCCUAUCUUAAAGGCCGGCAACGCACCUAUAAUGCCUCUGGUGUUGCGGGUGUCCAUGAGCGACGGUAAUCGCUUACCAUCAGGUGAUCCGUCUGCUCGUUAGACUCCUAUAUCAUAAAAAAAGAAGUAACAGAGGUUUGAAACCCACAACUGAUCGAAAGUUGCACCCCCUUACCGCUAAGCUACCAAAGCAUGCUGGUCUCUGAUAAAAAUGUAAU